Spinacia oleracea (spinach) is the source of this 1212-nucleotide messenger RNA. RefSeq lists its product as uncharacterized. The transcript is spliced from 3 exons. Bases 1 to 1212 code for a protein of 403 amino acids. The record is from RefSeq and is a predicted model, not a curated record. Lineage: Eukaryota; Viridiplantae; Streptophyta; Magnoliopsida; Caryophyllales; Amaranthaceae.
AUGGGUUUUAAAACACAGGAGUUUAUGGAUGAGUUUGUCGGUAUAAUUCAAGCUGUUGGUGACAAUUUGUCAAAACUUUCUGAUUCAUUGAAGAAGGCGCAAGAAUUCUUCCCAGGAAAUGAGUUGGUAUCUAAAGUGGAAGAGUUCUUGUCAAAAAUGGCAAAAGAACCAUCAUUAAGCCAAGAUGAGUGGUCUGAUGACUUCAUUAAGGCUCUGUUGGAAAAAGAAAAAGAGUUGUUGGAUGCAAUUGAGCUGGAGAAAAACAAAGCAAAAAAGGAUAAGCAGAGAUAUGAGUAUGAUAUCAAGAAUGCAUUCGACUUGGGACUUUCACCAUCACCGAUAAUAGAUGAUGACAAGUUGAAACGUGAGAAAGCUGGUACAUCCACCUCUACGCCAAGUUUGUCACUUGAAGAAAUAGAUGAAUCUUUGGCUUCUGCUAUGCUGAAUCUAAAACAAAGAAGGGAGGAAGAGAAAAAAGAAAAUGAAAUUGCAAAAGCUAAGAAAAUGAUGCAAGCAGAAUCAGAAGUGAGUGAACCAGCUUCAGAAGAACCAAAAACAACAGUGGAGGAGAUUGUUGUACAAGAAGAGAAGAUUGUGAGCUCGGAUGAAGCUACAGUGGAGCCUGAGUUGCAUGUAUCAGAAAUGAUGCCUGUAACUAAUGUAAUUGAAGAGGAGCCUGCACCAGAAGUGAGAAAUGAAGAGGAUUCUGCACCACAAGUGAUUGAGAAGAAGGUUACACCAGAUGGGGUCGAGGAGCAGCCUGCAAAAAAUAAGACAAAUGAAAGUGCUGAACCACAAGUGCUUGAGAACACGGUUGCACAACAAAUGGUUGAGGAGCCAGCAGAACCUCAUACUCCUACACAGCCAAAUGAGAAAGGUGACAAAGGAAAAAGACCUCAAAGGAUUCACAAACUACCGGCUACCUUCUCUUCUCCAUAUUUGGUCAAGUAUCGAGACUUGUUCAAAAAUCUGGACACAAUGCAUCAAAGCCUAGCAGAUUAUGUCUUAAGUGGUCAGGACAACAGUGAGGUUCUUUAUUUUGAUGGAUACAACUACAUCAAUAGAGAGGACAUGAAAACACUGGUUGAUGAAGCGGAAGUGGUUGACUGUGUGAUUGAUUCAUGGUCAAAGUAUCUAAAUGCAAAGGGCCAUAAAGAUAAACUCUUCCUUUCAACAGUUCCAUAUGUAAGUAUAAUAAUUGAUGUUAUUUAA